UGUUAAAUUAGUUACACUCGGAAAAAUGAAGUGUUUGUACUUACUUAUCUAACUUCAAAGCAAUUUCAGCAUGAUUCUCGUUAAGGGAAUAUUAUUUGCUGUCAUAAUGGUGACUUGGAUGAAGGCAAAUACGCAAGAGUGUUCUUCGCCAAAUGAGCAACCACCAAUUGAUGACCACUGUGAGCCAGGUGACCCGAACUGCGGGGAAUUCAUCAUUGAAGCAGCCGAUCUCGAAAAUGGAUUCGAAAAUAAACCUGAACUGCUGGAAUUCAUAAGAAAGCAGCUUGACCGCGAAAGCGAAAUUACGAUCGAGAGCACUGCGAUGCCUACAAAUAACGAAAAACAGACACAGACCACUGAAAGCCCUUCUAAAUGGUCUGUUCCUGAUGCGUUCGGGACAUGCAACGAGGACAGAUGCGUGAAUAUGAACGAAAGUGCAUUGUUUGGUCAUAUAACAGUGAAAGCGCACGGAGAAAUAAUAUCGAUGCCGAUUUCAGAUGAAAAGAAUGUUACCGUUUAUUGCGAAUGUGAAUCGGAUAAGGAAUAUUAUUACGUAAUUCAGAGACGCAUUGAUGGCAGUGUAGAUUUUGAUAGAGAAUUUGAAGAUUACGUAAGUGGUUUCGGAAACAUGACUGGAAACUUCUGGAUUGGACUUGAAACCAUCCAUCUACUGACAUCUAGCGCUGAUUAUUGGAAACUAGACUUUGUCAUGAAAGGGAAUUCGGGAUCGGAAAAGGGGGAAGUCAGAUUUAUGAAUUUCAAACUCGGGAAUCGCUCUACAAAUUAUCGAUUUGACUAUACAGAUUUUGGAAGUAAAAGUGGCAAAACCCUGGAAACACACUUUGAAGGAAUGAAAAACAUGAUCUUCAAGGUACGGGACAAAGAGGGAGGUGGCUGCCCGGGCAAAUCUGGAUGGUGGUUCAACGAUGAUACGAUUUGCAGUCUGAACGGGCCUUACAAGGGUAAAUCUGGAGUGAAAACAGACAGAGGGGCCAGGCAUUACAAGAUAGUCGAAAUGAGACUAAUUCCUGAGAACGAAGGAACCUAACGGACAUAUUUUUCUAUCCAUACACCUUAUAAUUGUAUAUAUGUAAUACCAUGUUUACAGGGUGGGCCGAAAGUGGGUUAACGGUUAAUAAAUGAAUAGAUUAAGAACAAGAUAGCUAUGAUUAAAUAUAUGGACACGUAGCGCACAUAUGCGUUUGCGGAACCGCCACAUGGUGGCGAAUGUUGAUGACGUCACAACACACACACACAAAAAAACAACGACUACUGCUCUCAGGAAUAUUUGAAAUAAACAAAAGUAAUAGCUUUCUGGCGAAAAAUAUAAUCUUCACUCACUGAAAAUUUCAAAGCAAUUGGUCCAGUAAUCAAGGAGAAAAGCAUUUUUUUUUCAUACCAAUAGGCAGAAGAAUAACAUGAUGAAGGACAACAACAACAUAAAAACACAAGAGAGCUAUGCUCAAAUGUAUGAACACGUAGCGCCACAUAAUUUUGAAUACGGCAUAGCACAAAAUAAAAGUAAUAGCCCUCUAGCAAAAAAUAUAA
Molecule: messenger RNA, 1548 nt
Organism: Styela clava
Lineage: Eukaryota; Metazoa; Chordata; Ascidiacea; Stolidobranchia; Styelidae
Product: ficolin-1-A-like
Source: RefSeq, a predicted model, not a curated record